UAAAUUCAUCGGGUGAUGCGUUUGCGCAACGGCGCCGAUCAACCCACCGGGUCAGGAUUACAUAAACCGUCUGCUUGGCUCCGCUCCGUUCUGUUCCAUCCGCCGCCUGAAACCAUGCAGACCACGGAGGCGAAGCUGAAGAGGAGCAGUCUGUCCCUCAUGCUGAAGCGCUACAGCUCGGCGGUCAGCGACAUGGAGAGGACCAUCCUCCUGCCCAGCCUGCUGCGGGACGUGCCGUCCGACUGGAUGGACUGCGAGGCCGCCCGAGCCAACGACCUGUACGGGAACUACAUGAUGCUAAGGACCAUUCGGAACACGGUGGAGAGCAGUCUGGUUCCCCUGGAGGAGCAGGACGGGAGGAGAAAGGAGCCCGUCAGGAGCCCAGAGCCUGAUUCGGAAGAGCUCUUCCAGUUCCACCUGAGAGGACUGUGUUCCGUCAUGAACGACCUGACGGAGAAGACUCGGAGCCUCACAGAGAAAUACCUGAACAUGAUCGGAGUGGCUCAGUGACAGCACACUUUGAUGAGCAACCAAUCUUUGUUUUGGAACGAUGAUGGAAACAUUUCAACCUCUUUUAAUCUUCAAAUUUAUGGAAAAAUGUGUUUGGUGCUGAAAUAUUCAUUUACUUCCCUCUUUAACCUUCAGAAUAAAAGUCUGUGUCAUGUAAAAACAGCAGUGGUCAGUUUUUCUUUAACAUUUUGAGGCCAAAAACUGACGGCUUUGGAAACAUAAAAAUAUCACUUGCUUUAAUCAGAAUUAAAGUUUAAAAAGCUCAAAAAGA
Oryzias melastigma (Indian medaka) is the source of this 781-nucleotide messenger RNA. RefSeq names its product thyroid hormone responsive (gene thrsp). The record is from RefSeq and is a predicted model, not a curated record. NCBI's taxonomy places the organism in Eukaryota, Metazoa, Chordata, Actinopteri, Beloniformes, Adrianichthyidae. Gene Ontology annotation, biological process: regulation of lipid biosynthetic process. Gene Ontology annotation, cellular component: cytosol. The transcript has a single exon. The coding region runs from base 16 to 510 and encodes 164 amino acids.